AUGAGCAAAAAGUCAGUUGGAAAUAUACUUACCAAAGGAAAUGAUUUUGGAUAGACAGGUCAAAGUUUUGCAGGAUCUUAAAAUCCCAUUGAAGAGUAAAUUAAUGAGUUAGGAAGAAAUGAAACUGAUUAUAUAUUUUCUUACAGGAAACAAUUAAAGGCACUUAGAAUGAGUUGA
Paramecium sonneborni is the source of this 177-nucleotide messenger RNA. The record is from the annotation of a GenBank genome assembly. Lineage: Eukaryota; Ciliophora; Oligohymenophorea; Peniculida; Parameciidae.